Molecule: messenger RNA, 641 nt
Organism: Aspergillus calidoustus
Lineage: Eukaryota; Fungi; Ascomycota; Eurotiomycetes; Eurotiales; Aspergillaceae
Source: the annotation of a GenBank genome assembly
AUAACGGAUCCUCGCAUUGGCUGGCCAUGAACCUACAGCGACACCUUUCGAGAACCGCGCAAACCAACCUGACAUACUAUAAUCGCACAAUUGCCUCCGGAAAACCUCUCCAAGACCUGGGCGCCAGCCCCGCGAUAAAUCUGCUUGAACUUGUGGACAAAUGCGAUGUGAUCUUUACCAUGCUCGCGAACGAUCGUGUUCUCACAGAAACGGUCCAGUCCAUCGCCGAUUCAUUUAUCUCCAUUACGAGCAAGAUAUUUGUCGACUGCUCGACCGUCCAUCCAGAUACAACAGAGAGCGUAUCUCGCACGAUCUCCGGUCUCGGGGCAGUCUUCUUAUCGGCCCCAGUGUUCGGUGGGCCCGCGAUUGCAGCAACAGGUCAACUUGUCUUCGCUAUAGGUGGGCCUGGACCGGCGGCCGCGGGAUGUGGUGAGGAACCGAAGAUUGCGUCAUUGUUGAAGAUUGGAGAGAACAUUAUCACCCUAAAUUUGAUGGAGGCAGUCGGAGAGGCGCAGGUGUUUGCGGAGCACACGGGGCUGGGAACUACCGCUAUAGAGGAGCUGAUAACCGAGUCGUUCGGUGGAGUAGCCGGUGGCUAUUCGAAGCGGUUGACAAGCGGAAUCCACCCCACCCCCCGUUAG